Hermetia illucens (black soldier fly) is the source of this 1552-nucleotide messenger RNA. RefSeq names its product E3 ubiquitin-protein ligase TRAIP (gene nopo). NCBI's taxonomy places the organism in Eukaryota, Metazoa, Arthropoda, Insecta, Diptera, Stratiomyidae. The record is from RefSeq and is a predicted model, not a curated record. The transcript has 9 exons. The coding region runs from base 113 to 1438 and encodes 441 amino acids.
UAAACAUAACCCUGACUUUGACAUUAAAGAAAAUAACUUCACUUUCACACCGGUUCCAUCUGUGAAAGGCAUUUCCCUAUGAUUUUUCUUUGACAAACAAUCAAUUUAAAAAAUGAAUUUAAACUGUGUUAUAUGUGCAGAUUUACUAAGUGCAUCUCAGGAAGUCUAUGUAACACUAUGCGGUCAUAUUUUCCAUGAUGGAUGCCUUUUCCAGUGGCUCGAAAGAUCAAGAUCUUGUCCACAGUGUCGAGCAAAGUGUGGUAGACGAGACGUUCAUAGAGUAUAUUUUAAUAUUGCUAAUCUUGACACGAGCAACAUCGAUGUGGCGAGUGUUCAACAGCAGUUGGACGAUAUGAAAUUGCAGAUGAUUGAAAAGGAGCGAGCGUUGAAUAAGGCUUCCGAGGAGAUUGAAACAUUGAAAGCCGCAAGGAAGAAGUGCAUGAAGACUGUUUCCGGAUUAGAGCGUGAACUUUCGAAGCAGCAAUUUCUUAUGUUUUCCUACAAUGAACAGAUCAAGAGGCUAGAAACUGAUAACAAAGCUAUAGAAGACCUACGCAAAGAAAAUCAAGCCUUAAAAUCGAAAAACAACUUAAUGACUACCAUUCAGGACGUGUUAACCUCAUCACAUACUGAGGUUGAGAAUAUGUUGAAGGAAAAACAGGAUCCAAAUACCCUUUGUGUUCUAUUAGUAACGUUAAAAAGAGAGCUUCGUUUAUGUGAAAAUAAAAGAAAUGAGUUGAGAAAUGAUCUGAAGGCAGCACAGAAAGAUUUGCGGAAUGAACAAAAGCUCAAAGAGUCUCUGCAGGAGAAAAUAUCGUACCUGGAAAGUGCAAAUUAUCGCUUAGAGGAAGCAGUGAAGUCCCUUAAGGCUGCAGAACAUGUCGACCUGACUGAAAAUGAACCUCCAUUGUCAUCCUCAAUGACUUUAUCACCUGCUUUUAGGGCUAAACUUGUUCAUAUCGAAAGAGAAAAGAAGACGAUGUUUAGCUCAUCACCAAAUAUUUCGGAAAGAAUCAAAAUAAUUGAAGAAUCAAACUCGCCCUACUUCAAUAUCAAAUCAAGUAGCAUAGGCCUAGCGAACUUACUCAAAGCCAGUGAUAAUAUCCGCAAUAAAGACCCGCCAUCACAUAAGGAAACAGCAGUUGGACUUCUAAGGAAGACAAGUAGCGAUGUUUCUGAGAAGUACUCAAUCUUCAAGAAACCCCGGUUAGAAGUUCAAUUGAACCAAUUGAAUCCGCAUCCUAAUCAUAUGGUCUUUAAUGGAAUGGGUGGAACUGAAAAGAAGGAUGACUUUUCCGACUUUAUGAAACGGAAACCAAUUUGUGAGAUGAAAAUGAAGACUACACUCAGUGAUCGAUUGAAGGGUGGUAAAUUGAAACGGCUACCAACGGCUCCACCGGCCGAACAAAAAACCUUAGAUAGAUUUGUUUCAAUUUAAUUUAUUAUGUUUAAUAGUGAAAAUGUAUUAAUAUCUAUUUUUUUCAUUGAUAUCAAUUAAGUAUGAAAAUGUUAGCAUAUUGCUGGACUAAGACUAAUAUAUUACUUCCGAUAA